AUGCUUCCUGAAAAAAAUGAACCCCUUAAUAAUAGUGUCGUUCCAUAUUCACGAAACCUCCAUGGGCCAUCAUCGUCCUCGCGCGCGCUCCGACCAGCCUUCGGGGACGGAAACACGAACAACAUGUUGGUUAAUUUCAACUCUACUACAUCUAACUCUGCGGAAUUGCCAUCUUCUGAGCCUGUUGUGAAGUUUAACUACAACUUUGAUUGCCCUAGAUGUUUAUUUAAAAGCGUCUAUUCACAAGAUUGCAGUAUCAUUCCGGAUCAGGAUGAAAGGAAUGUUGAUAAUCACCACCUUGACAACGUGCUUUCGACGCAGCAUUCACCAUGCAAUGCAUUAGGUGAUGACGCGGGUGUGAUGAUGCCUAAAGCAAUACCAAACGUAGAGCGUAGAACGUUUCCAUGUGCACAGAUUCGGUGGGCUGCUGAACUCUUUUGUCGUCGUUGUCGCGGCUACAGACCACAGGACGCCCUAACCUUUCCUGGAUUUUAUGCUUUGUCGGGAGAUAGGGACCUGAAGAACUCUCCUAUGGAGCCCGAAACGAGUCAUAACUAUGUUCGUAAAGGUUCUGAUGAGACUAUCAGAACUUCGAACGAAAGCAUGAGGACUUCGUUUUUGUUUAGUGGGACUGGGACCACCGAAUCCGACAGCGAACUCUUAGAUUCUCGAAAAGACUUGAAAUACAAAUGUGAUGAGGUUAAAUCUGGUGAUGUCGGUGCGAUGGCGAUCACUCCGAGAGACGUUCGCGCAUCUAUUAUUUACGAAGGAUUCUCCGGUGAGUUUGCCCAUUUGCUAUGCCAGAAUUCCAUUUUGUUAUGUGAGGCGGACGAAUUUUACCCGCCUCACGCAGAAGGAGUCACAGCCGCCGUUAAGCACGUGCUUUCUAUUAGUGAGUCCGAUUUGCCCAAACCCAUCUCCAAUUUAAGAAAUCACCCUGAGGGCAUACACGCCGCGCUAUCCUCUUUGAUAGGUGUGAUGCAUGUUAUGUUUUUUGUUCUACAAACUCUCGACGCUGUGAUGCGAGGUUUAGGAAAUCCAAAGAAUAUUCAUUCAAAUUUGAAGCAGAAGCUACCUGCGACCAAAGGAGUCCGCAGUAGAAAAAAAGAGGCCUCGAAUCCCGGACCUUCUAGUUAUAUUGCGUCUGUUCUUUCUCUCAGGGAAUUCGCGCACGCGCUAUGGCUCCACCUUCUGGGCAUGUGGCCGACAGAAGUGAUUACCAUGGGGAUUAUUGAGUGGUGGUUGCAUCACCCCCAAAAUGGUAAUUCAGAUCUUGGAAUAGAAAGUAGCGGCAAUCAAGAUAAGCAGCAACCACAAUCCAAAACAGAACGCGUUUUUUUAAGCGAACACAAUGCAACUUCCCUCACAAAUCAGAUCCAAUCCCAUGUUGAACAAAUUUUUUCAGCUGUGGUUUAUCGUAUUCAUUUGAUGGCUUUACCUAAUACGUGGUGUCCGGUUGAAAUUGGUGAACCACCUUUUCAGUGUGGUCUUAUCUCAUUUUCUCCAAAUAAAAAUCGAAAAAUCAGUUACGAUAAUUCAUCUUAUGAUCGAAGGGAAAAUGAAUGUAUACACACAAAAGUAAGGGAGGACUUCUUCCCUUUUAGAUUUCCACAGCCUCAGCGACAAGCGUCGUACCAGGGGUGGAGACAGGAGUUGCGUGGGUCGAAAUGUGAAAAUAAGAACGAUGUCCUUGUCCAGAGUUCUCAGUCGUCUUUUCAGUCCGACUACAAGCAUUUCUCUUCAGAUUAUUCUACCUUGUGGAAAGUUGAGAGUAGUCCAUACCAAAAUGCCUUGUUAGCACAGUUGCUCAUUCGAUUUCUUUCCUCAUGCUUUGUGCCGAACGGUGAGUCCUCUCAGAGUAACCUCCAUGCCAUAAAUCGGUCUGAGGACAACCGACCAAGCUAUCUUCUCUUCGCGCUAUGUCGGUUGGGUAAUAAUAUCCCAACAAUCAUACUCUCUCAUAUCGAGCAGUUGGCAUCAUCACCACCCCUUUCUUCUUCUGCGAUGAUUAUGGGCACCACCACUGGGCAAUCAUCACCUUUCCUUCAAACGCUGCUUAUUGUAUUGAGCGAGGCGAUGAGGCUAGCAGCAAAGCUGGCAGCGAAGCUGGCAGCGCGUGUAGGAGGUGUUCGGCUGGAGAUGAAAACAGAUUUGAUGUGCUUUAUUGGCAGAUUAUUGCGAUUACGAGAGUUGUUAGUCUUUAGGUCCUUAAAAAGUUAUGCGGAGUUUGAUGCGGAGUUGAAGCGUCUAGAAGCUUUGCUGUCUCUUGCGAAAUGA
Phytomonas sp. Hart1 is the source of this 2277-nucleotide messenger RNA. The record is from the annotation of a GenBank genome assembly. Lineage: Eukaryota; Euglenozoa; Kinetoplastea; Trypanosomatida; Trypanosomatidae.